Tetrahymena thermophila SB210 is the source of this 501-nucleotide messenger RNA. RefSeq names its product transmembrane protein, putative. NCBI's taxonomy places the organism in Eukaryota, Ciliophora, Oligohymenophorea, Hymenostomatida, Tetrahymenidae. The record is from RefSeq and is a predicted model, not a curated record. The transcript has a single exon.
AUGAAAUAAUAUGAAUAUAUUUAAAGUAAAAGUUUAAAAUAAAAAAAUGAGUUAAAUUAACAAACAAAAAAGCAAAUAAAUAAAUAAAAAUAACAUAAGCACAAUAAAAAAGAAAGAAAAAAAUCAAAUAUAAACCUAAUAAAUAUAUUAAAAGAGUUAGCUAAAUUUUAUUAUUAAAAAAAUAUCAAUAUUUGGUUUCUUUUAUUGAAAAAUAUUUUUUUGCUUCUUUUUAAUAUUAUUGAAAAUAUAUUUAAAUACAAUAAGCACAUAAUUACUUUGUAUACAUAUAAUAAUAUAUAUAGCCCAUCCAUAAAAAGUAAUAAAUCUAUUUAUAUUUUAAAUUAAAUUAUAUUAAAGCAUAUUAUGUCAUAUUAUUCAAAUAUAUUUAUAUUUAUUUAUUCUUCCUUUUUUCACAACUUUAUGAUCAAAAAAUCCAAAGUUUUAAGACAACUAAUCUAUUUGAUUUAUGACACUUUGCUUAGAAUUAUUAUAAACUAUUGA